UUCAUUGCGGAACCGUCAGCGGUCGUUGGGUGUCACUAUAGGUUCAUGUAAGGAAAAGUUGUGUUUUUCAAGCUUUCUGCGCUUGAUAUAAGGCGUCUAUCUACUGCACAACAUUUACGAGUCAAAUCGGAUAAGCGAGAUGUCGGAGGAAGCUGCUUCUGUGGAUGGGAACAGCAAAGCUGUUCGGGUGAUUCGGAUUGGAACUCGCAAAAGCCAGUUGGCUUGUAUUCAGACUGACAGUGUGGCAGAGAAGUUGAAAGAACUAUACCCUGACAUUGAACUGGAAAUAAUUGGGAUGACGACAACAGGAGACAGAAUCUUGGACACAGCUUUAUCAAAGAUUGGAGAGAAGAGUCUGUUCACCAAAGAGCUGGAGAACGCCCUGGAGAGAAAUGAAGUGGAUCUAGUGGUGCACUCCCUCAAAGACCUUCCCACCACUCUGCCUCCUGGAUUCACUAUUGGAGCUGUGCUGAAGAGAGAAAGUCCUGUUGAUGCUGUGGUGCUACAUCCCAAACACGUUAAUAAGACGCUCGACAUGUUACCAGAAAACAGUGUUAUUGGCACUAGUUCACUGCGGCGUGCGGCUCAGCUGAAGAGAAGAUUCUCCCAUCUGGUGUUCAAAGACAUUCGUGGAAAUUUGAACACUCGAUUGAAGAAGCUGGAUGAGAAAGAUGAUUACGCUGCCAUCAUUUUAGCUGCAGCUGGUCUGAAGAGGAUGGGCUGGGAGAGCAGAAUUGGUCAGUGUCUCACACCAGAAGACUGCAUGUACGCUGUCGGGCAGGGGGCGUUGGCCGUGGAGGUCCGAGCUCGGGAUACAGACAUUUUGGAGAUGGUCUCUGUCCUUCACGAUCCAGGGACAGUUCUGAGAUGUAUCGCUGAAAGGGCUUUUUUGAAACAACUGGAGGGAGGAUGCAGUGUCCCUGUGGCUGUACACACUGAAAUAAGAGAUUCACAGCUCUACAUGACGGGGGCAGUGUUUAGCCUUGAUGGCUCUGACAGUCUGAAGGACACGAUGCAGACGAGUGUCGCAAACUCAGAGGGGGACCAGGAGCAAGUGGAUGAACUUGUACCGAGAGUCGGAAUUACAGCGACUAAAAUUUCAGGUUCAGCCCAGACAAGAGCAGAGCAGCUGGGGGUGGACCUGGCGAACCUGCUGCUGAGUAAAGGAGCCAAGGAGAUUUUAACUGUGGCCAGGCAACUCAACGAUGCCAGAUAAUAGAAUACUACGCAAUAUUAAAACUACUGACGAAAAUGACAAUACACAGUAACAGAAUCAAGUGGAGAUGUUUGUAAUUAGACAUGGGCUUUUCAACAGACCAAUACCUUAUGCAUUACAUUUUAUGAGCCUCAGAAAUCUCUAAAUAAUGUACAUAAAGAAAAAAUGAUUCUAUGUCACAGUGCUGAGGAUAAAACAGGAGUUAUUAUUGAAAAAUCCCAAAGAAUAUUUUUAUGACAAAUGCAGCACAUCAGUUUAUAAAGUGCUUUAAACUAAAUGUAAAUAUUUAAUGAAAUGACAUGAAGAAAUAUGUUUGUUUGGCCCUUGCCCGUAUAUAUUUUGCUGGAAGAGCUUUUGAAUUUUCUUGGUCCUAUUUUUGGAAAAACAUGGUGCCUUUUGUAGGUUUGUAGUGUCACAGUCUGUCGUCACUGUCAAAUGUUUUAAAACAAAUAUUAAUGUACUGAUGAUAUUAUGUUGUCCUGAAAAAUCUCCACUUUAGUCUAACCCAGUCAUAUUUUCUAAUCCGGACUCUGUUGUUUACAUGUUCUGUGCACUGGACACUUCUCAUGACACAUAUUGUUUUAUUGUACAGUGUGUUUGUAGAAUAUUACUGACAAAUACUCAAAAAGCUGGGUAUGUCACAGUUUUUCCAGCUUUAAUGUAAUUAUUAAUGUAUAUGUGGUAUUUACUGUCACUUUUUGGCUAAUGAACAAAAAGUGACGUAACAUUAAAAGACAUUUAAACUUC
Periophthalmus magnuspinnatus is the source of this 1963-nucleotide messenger RNA. RefSeq names its product porphobilinogen deaminase-like. Gene Ontology annotation, cellular component: cytoplasm. The coding region runs from base 140 to 1216 and encodes 358 amino acids. Gene Ontology annotation, biological process: heme biosynthetic process. The record is from RefSeq and is a predicted model, not a curated record. Gene Ontology annotation, molecular function: hydroxymethylbilane synthase activity. NCBI's taxonomy places the organism in Eukaryota, Metazoa, Chordata, Actinopteri, Gobiiformes, Gobiidae. The transcript is spliced from 14 exons.